Penaeus chinensis is the source of this 2092-nucleotide messenger RNA. RefSeq names its product cocaine esterase-like. The record is from RefSeq and is a predicted model, not a curated record. Bases 22 to 1749 code for a protein of 575 amino acids. NCBI's taxonomy places the organism in Eukaryota, Metazoa, Arthropoda, Malacostraca, Decapoda, Penaeidae. The transcript is spliced from 12 exons.
AUCGAGAUCUCGACGGAAAAGAUGUUCGCGGAGAAGAUGUGGUCGACCUGGCUAGCUGUGUGCCUGGCUGUGGCGGCGGCGGUGGCGCAGGAGGAGACGGUGCAGGUGCAGCUUCAGCAGGGUGUGAUCGAGGGCGCGAGGUCGGAGGCCGGAGAAGGGAGGUUCCUCUACAGCUUCCAGACCAUUCCCUUCGCCGAGCCGCCUGUCGGGGACAUGCGCUUCAAGAACCCGGUGCCAGCUGCGCCUUGGUCGGGAGUGAGGAACGGCUCGCUCCUCACGCCCAUGUGUACCCAGGAGCAUCCCCUCCUCGACUCCAAGCCCUUCGGACAGGAGGACUGUCUCUUCCUCAGCGUCUACACUCCGCGGCCGUAUGAGUCGGAUCUGCCGGUGAUGGUGUGGAUCCAUGGCGGAGGAUUCACCAUCGGAAGCGCUGGCUUUUAUGGGCCUCUCCCUCUCCUGACGAAGGACGUCGUUCUCGUCACCAUACAGUACCGCCUCUCUACUCUGGGAUUCCUUUCGACCGGGGACUCUGAAAUCCCUGGCAACCUCGGGCUCAAGGACCAGACGAUGGCCCUCCGGUGGGUGCAGGACAACAUCCGGGCAUUCGGCGGCGACCCAGCCAAGGUCACCAUCUUCGGGGAGUCAGCCGGGGGCGCGUCCGUUCACUUCCACAUUCUGUCACCCAUGUCCGCAGGGCUCUUCCAGCGCGCCAUCAUGCAGUCGGGAACCGCCCUCUGCCCGUGGGCGCUCAGGGAGGACCACUGGGAAGUGGCAACCCGAAUCGGCGAGAUGUUCAACUGUUCAGGGUCGUCUCCUUUGACCAGUUCAGAGCUGAACGCCUGUCUGAGGGAGGUCCCUGCCGAAGACCUGGUCAAGGCGCCGAAAAAGUUCAGAGUGUUUACCGAGUUCCCGAGCGUGAUGACGCCCUCCGUGGACGGCGAAUUCCUCCCAGAUCACCCCGCCCAGCUGCUCAGGGAGGGAAGGUACAGCAAGGUCGACGUCAUCACGGGAGUGACCCAGCACGAAGGCCAAUCGAUCAUCUCCUUUCUCAGCGGCAACGACAGCUUGGCCUCUUUGGUUGAGGACCUCGCCACCAACGGCCCCAUCGUCUCGUACAUGGAGCACGAGGACAACCGCGAGUACUUGGCCCGCCGCCUCUUCCACCACUACUUCGGGCCCCUGGAAGACCUGGGUGGGAAGAUGGCCAUCAUGCAGGAGCUCUUCACUGACCGCCUGUUCAGGAUGUGCAACCAGGACGCCCUUGAGCAGCACGCGCGCGACGCUGCGUUCGGCCGCCGCGCCUUUGCCUACGAGCUGCAGCACGUUGGGGAACACGCUUUCCUGUUGGCUUUCAUGGGCCUUGGCGAUGGUGCCAACGAGCACGUCGCCCACGGAGACGACAUCCAGUACCUGUUCGACUUCGGGGCGAUGAACCUGACGCUGCGUCGGGAGGAGGACCUCUUCGUCAGGAGAAUCAUGGUGGAUCUGUGGACCAACUUCGCCGCUACGGGGCAUCCAACACCUGAUCUGUCUCUGGGCUUUACUUGGGAGCCGGUGACGAAAUCUGGAGACUCCUAUCUGGCCCUCACCUCCUCGCCUUCCAUGAAGACCUUCGGUAAUGAAAAGGUCCGCCACUUCUGGAGGAACAUGCCGCUGAAGACCAACCAGCUGCUCGACCCCGGACACUUCUCCAGGUGCGAUCGCCCCGCCGUCGCAAGGGCUCCUUCGGACUCCCCAGGGACGCUGUGAAGGCCUCUGCUGUUGUAGUAUUCGGAGGACACCAAUCAAAAGCGCAUUGGAGUUUGUUCGUGUUUGGAAUCUCCCUUGAAAAUUUUCAUUUUCGGGAUCGUAGGUUAUUUGCACUAGAGGGUGUUACUUGAACUGCCUCUUUAAACGUAUUUCAAGAGCAAAUUUGGCCACCCAGUCAAUGGAUCUAUUUCUACCCUGGUCAUUUGGUAUGUUUCUAUAUUUUGUCACACUUGAUAGUCUGAACAUUUUUACACAAUGAAGACAACUUUGGGAUUCCAGGCAAAAGAGGUUUCAUGUAUGGAUCAUUUGGAGAAAAUAUAGUUGCAUUAAAAAAAAUCAUUAA